UUAGAAUAGAGAGUACUUCCCUGUUGGGAGCACUGUGCUUGGUAUACCCAGGAGCACUUGUGAGUGGGAAAUGGAGUGCAGAGGAUGCAUGCAUGGGUGGGCUGGCUUGCCCUUUCGAGCGGAAACGCUUGAUUUCCCGCUGUAUCUUUGUGCCAUUCCCCUCCUCCAGUGAAGAGCUUUACCCGACCUGGAGCUGAGAGGUGCUUCUGACCUUCAUCCUCCCCCUCCUUCUUCCUGAAAAGGCUGCCGCCUCCACCACACUCAUUCAGAGGGCUGUUUUCCCUUUGCUCCUGGGCUGGGGGCAGAUCCCGCCCUUCCGCAGUCUCUCCGUGAUUCAUUAAAACCCACAAGAAUAGCGAACUGGCACAACAGAGGGCGUAGGGAAAGCAGGUGGGAACCAUAUUCAAAGAACUUGCAACUAGAUCUUAUUUAGUUUAAGUUUCAUUACGUUGCGUACAUAGAGAGUUUGCCUGUGUGUAUGUCUGUGCCCCGUCGCCGUGAGAUGCCCUUAGGAGCCAGAUCUCCUGAAAGUGAAUUUACAAACUGUUGUAAUCUGCUCAGUGUGGGUGCCGGAAACCGAAUCCGGGUCUCCUGCAAGAACAGCCAGUGCUCUUUAACUGCGGAGCCAUCUCUCCAUCCCCUAUUUGCUUGUUUAUGUAUUUAUUUGGUCUUUUGAAACGAGGCUUGCUAUGUAGCCAUGGCUGACCUGGAACUCACUCUGUAGCCCAGGCUGCCCUCAGACUUGAGAUGAUCCUUUCACCUCUGUCUCCUGAGUGCUGGGAUUUGGUUUAAAGCUGAGUCUUAGCCAGGACUGGAUUUGGCCCCUCCCCUCUAUUUCACUGUCUGUUGACUGCUGCCCCCUUGUGGUGAAAAUUUCUCUUUUCCUAGCGGUUCCCCUCGCUCUCAAGAGUUUUGUUUUCAGAGAGAAUGUCAACUUAUUACAGAGGAAAGGACUCCAAGAAUAGGAGGUCUCCAAGGGAGGGAUGCUUUCUUGAGAUAUUUUGCAGUCUAGGUCCCACAGUUUCCUCUUGGGUCCCCAGUCAGGGUUUCUGCUUCAGGAGCUGCCUUCUCUUUAGAUGAUGGUGGGGAUGUGUCUUCCCUUCCCUACUCCAUUUCAAGUCUUUCCUAGACAUCAGAUCUCUACAGUCAGUGACACCAGGGUAAUUGUCCCCUUAUAGUUCCUACAACCUUUUUUUGAGACAGGGUAUCAUGCACCCUUGAAUUCCAUCUGUAGUUGAGGAUGACAUUAGGUUAUAGGGAUGUAUCAUUACGGCCAUAUUUUGAGUUUAUGUGUGAGAUCAGUGUAUGUGUGUGCAGUAUAUGUGCCUGUGUGUGCACACACACAGAUAUGUGUAGAGGCCAAAGGAAGACACUGGAGGACAUUGAGUCCUGCUCUAUGCUCCUACCCCUUACUCUCCAAAGAGACAGGGCCUCUCACUGAACCUGGAGCUAGGCUGGUAGCUACCAAGCCCUAGCAAUCAUCCUGUUUCUGCAGCCCAUACCCUGGUGCUAGGAUUAUAGGAGUGCACUUGGCCAUGCCUGGGUUUACAUGGGUUCUGACGAGUGUACUUGGCCAUGCUUGGAUUUACAUGUGUUCUGAGGAUUUGAACUCAGGUUCUCAGGCUUAUGAAGCAUGUGAUCUCACCUGCCAAGCCAUCUUUCCAGCCUCCUACGCCAAGUUUUAUGCAAUGCUGGGUAUUGAACCCAGGCCUUCUUAAAUGUCAGGCAAACACUGUACCAGCUGAGCUACAGCCUCCCCCUUCCUGCCACUACGUAUAGAUACAAGGAGAAUCCUGGAGGCCACCACACGUGCUAGUGUCACAAUGGUAGACAUCAGGGGUGUGAAAAGUCGGCAUUUAGGGGAGGGACGGGAUUUAAACUUUCAUAGAUUGGCACUGACGACACAGAUUGGCUGCCCUGGCAGGAGCCAUGGCAGCCAGGAAGACCAGCCCAGCUGCAUGGACGUGAAGCUCUCAGACAUACCUGAGAGGUGAGUGUGUGACUGAAUGUCUCAGGCCUUCUUAUAGUGGUGCCGUAUGCUCCGUGAGUCAUACGAGAGACAUGGAAUAGAACCCAUGGCAGUCACUUAGUAUGUUCCCUGGCAGAGGACAGAUCAAAAGACGAACUGGAAGGGGAAUCUGAGUUCUCCAGCCGCUCGUGGCACAGAGCAGGAGCCUCCCAUGUAAACACAUCAUCACGGCACAGCGGAGUCGGCGUAGGAAUGGGAGGAGCUUUAAAAGGGGUUCUGGUUUCAUCUCUGCUGCUGUGAUAAAAGAUGGUGGCCGGAAACAACUUAGGGGAGGAAAGGCUGUGUUUCUCCUUCCAGCUCACAGUCCAACACUGAGGGAAGUCAGGGCAGGAUCUCAGGCAGGACUUGGAAGCUAAAACUACAGAGGAGCGCUGCUUGCUGGCACACUCACGGAGUCCUGCUUAGCUAGCUUUCAUUUAAAUUUGUGUUUCUGAAUUUGUGGAACCCGAAGGUUUCAUUUUGAUUUGGAAAAGAAGAAUUACAGCAUGAAAUGUACAGAAGAUAACAGAGCACAACUAAUUUGUUAUGUGAAUUAUAAGCAUAACUGUAGAAAAGGAAACGAAUAUGAACGUAUUACAUUUUAAGUGUAAUUCCUUGUAAACUACUUUCAGGAAAAAAAAAAAGAGCUCAUCUUGGCACGUAGAAAGGCAAUUUUGUGUAAAUGGGUGUUGUUCUUGAACAUACAUCUGAGCACCAUGUACAUGCAGUGCCUACAGAGGCCAGAAGAGGGCAUCGGAUCCCCUGGGACGGGAGCUACAGACCAUUUGGAGCCACCAUGUGGGUGCUGGGGACCAAACCCGAGUCUUCUAGAAGAGCAGCCAGUGUUCUUAACCAUUGAGCCAUCUCUCCUCCCCCACCUAGUUCUCUUAUACGGACCGGGACCACCUGACUGGCUUAGGGAUGGUGCCUCCCACCCUGGGCUGGACUCUUUUACAUCAAUUAGCGAUCAAGACAAUCUCCCACAGAGAUGCCCACAGGCCAGUCCGAGCUGGGAAAUCCCUCAACCGGGAUUCCCUUCUCAGAUGACUCUUGGCUGUGCUAAGGUGGUAGCUGUGAACUGCUCAGGGGCCUCGCAGGCCGCUAUCCAGAGAAGCUGUCCUUCGGUAUCAAAUGAGGAACAGCAAUUACACCACCCUUAGCUGGCCCUUCACUGAUUUCCCUAGCCCUAAUGGUCUCUAGGCUACAGCUAGACUCCGAGGAAGGAGUGGCCAUGUUCCAAACCUCAUUGCUUACUCUAACCAAACAAUAAUUGGAAAUGGUGGUGUAAAAGGGAGGUUAGUUUUUUCUUCCAAAAUCUCUACCACGAAGACCCUAGAGAUGCCUAUACUAUAAGUGACGUGGUGUGCUUAUAGCUGGGCAUGGUGGUGUACACCUUUAAUUGCAACAUUUGGGAGACAGGUGAAGGUUCAUGGUCAUCACCUACAUAGAGUUCAAGGCUAACAUGGGCUACGAGAGACUCUGUCUCAAACAAAACAAAACCAGAAAGCAAAUAUUGGGGCUGCAGAUGUAGCUCAGUGGUAGGGUACUUGUCCCAGCAUGUGCUGGGUCCUGGGUUCUAUUCCAGCACCCACAUAAAGCUGUCCAAACACAGCUAAAGUGUAGACUUCUCAACUUCUCUCUAAGCUUUCCCCUAAGUUCUUCUUAUAGACUCCCCCCAAGUCUUUCCCACCAUGGACUUCUGAAAUUUCUGUUGUGGAAAGUCAACCCUCCUCCCUCAUUCUCCUUAGGGAAGCUGGAAGGUUCUCAAGGUUCUGCUAGAGAAUUUGGGGAUAGCACACGAAAGUAAAUCCAAGAACCUGACCAGGCUGAAAGCGAUCCUCUGUGGCAGGAAGAAUUUGGGGAGCCCGUUCCCAACUACAGCUUCACCCUGCUCUCCCUGCUGAACCCACAGAACCUCUCCUGCUGUCGGGUCCCAUGACCUAAUCAGCACCCAAAUGCAGACGUGGGUGGGGCUCGGCGCUGAGGGGAGGUAUGGUCUGGUGUGGUUUCUCUCCUUUUUCUUUACUCAUCCAGUUCCUUCGACUGUUCGGGCAUUCUGGUCUCUGAGCUGCAGGCUCCCGCGCACACAGAACACACGCACCUGGUGCCUCAGGGAGGAAGCCAUCUUUGUGGAUCAGCACACUUGUUGGGAUCAAACCAUGGCCAAAGCUGAAUAUUUCUUCUGGACUACUCCUGACAAUAUGACGUGGGAUGACUUUGAGAAAAAAUUUGGAAAUAUCAGCGGAACGCCACCCACUGGAGAUUAUUUCAGCCCUUGUAAGAGGGUUCCAAUAACCAACAGGCAGGCUCUAGUUGUCUUUUAUGCGCUGGUGUCCCUGUUGAGCUUGCUGGGAAACUUGCUGGUGAUGCUAGUUAUCUGGUACAGGCGAAGGAGCUGCUCUGUUACCGACGUCUACGUGCUGAACCUCGCCGUGGCCGACCUUCUCUUCUCGUUGACCCUGCCCUUCUGGGCUGUCUCCAAAUGGAAAGGCUGGAUUUUUGGCACUCCUCUGUGCAAGGUGGUCUCACUCGUGAAGGAAGUCAACUUCUUCAGUGGUAUCCUGCUACUGGCCUGCAUCAGUGUGGACCGAUACCUGGCCAUCGUCCAUGCGACACGCACACUGACCCGAAGGCGCCACUUGGUUAAGUUCCUAUGCCUGGGCAUCUGGGGUCUGUCUUUGAUUCUGUCCCUGCCCUUUGCCAUUUUCCGCCAGGCAUAUACACCCUACAGUUCUGCCACAAUCUGCUACGAGGUCCUGGGUGAGGCCACUACAAAUUUCCGGAUAAUGUUGCGUGGCCUGUCCCACACAUUCGGCUUCCUCCUGCCACUGCUGGUCAUGGUGUGCUGCUACGGGUUCACACUGCGCAUGCUCUUUAAGGCCCGCACGGGGCGGAAGCAUCGGGCGAUGUGGGUCAUCUUCGUUGUUGUGCUUGUCUUCCUGCUCUGCUGGCUGCCCUACAACCUGGUCCUGCUCUCGGACACUCUCUUAGGAACCGGCUGGAUUGAGGACACCUGCAAGCGCCGCAACGACAUUGACCAGGCCCUGUAUGUCACCGAGAUCCUGGCCCUUUCUCACAGUUGCCUCAACCCCGUCAUCUAUGCCUUCGUUGGCCAACAUUUUCGCCACGAGUUCCUCAAGAUCCUUGCCAACUGCGGCCUGGUUCGCAAGGCGUUCUUGACACAUUGUCAUGCUGCCUUUCACGCAUCUCACACUGUCUGUUAAACCUCUGGAAAUAACCAGAGAGUAAUAAUAUUUCUCUCUCAAAGGAGAGAAUAACCAUCGUGCUAAUGUGCUGUGCUGUGUGUGCGCGCACGCGUGCGUGCAUGCGUGUGCGUGUGCGUGUGCGUGUGUGUGUGUGUGUGUGUGUGUACAGUAUGGCUGUGGGCUGCCUUUAUACUUCCAUGAGAAAGAACGCCAGCAUCUCUCUUGAACACAUCUGUCUUUAACUUGUGAUCUGGGUGAUCAUCACGGUCACACCUGUAGCCUAACUCCAUUAGAACAAAGAAGGGCAGCUUGCAUCUACGUUAGCCCUCAUGGGCCAGACUUUCUCCUCGGAACACCACCCUGACCGCGCGCGCAGCACAUUCCAGCAGGCUGUCUAGUAACUCUUUGUCCUGUGAUCUGAGCUCAUGAAACUGUUUUCCCAUCUUGGGGGGAUGUUGCAAUGCCUGCUGAGGACAUCGGUCAGGUGCUGCUGAAGCACCCAGCCACCAGGCGGCCUUGUGAUGGAGCGAAGAAUAUCUUCCCUGUGGAUGUCAUGGGUGGACAAAGGGUGUUUGGGAAACCAGGCCUAGUGCGUGAGAAUCCCCCUGACCUCGUGACCAGCGUCACGGAGGGGGAUGGGGGUGUUAGGUACCAGCUGAGCCAAGGGUGGGGCAAGACUGGCCGCUGUGACUUCUGCCCUCUUGGCACUUUGGGUUUUGACAGGGACCAACAGCAACUUUAUAAACCCAAAUACAGCUGUCAAUCAGCUGGGCAGGGAGCUAUUUCCAAUAAAAUUUCUGUUCCGUGUU
Molecule: messenger RNA, 6023 nt
Organism: Peromyscus maniculatus bairdii (prairie deer mouse)
Lineage: Eukaryota; Metazoa; Chordata; Mammalia; Rodentia; Cricetidae
Product: C-X-C chemokine receptor type 1
Biological process (GO): calcium-mediated signaling; G protein-coupled receptor signaling pathway; neutrophil chemotaxis
Cellular component (GO): external side of plasma membrane; membrane
Molecular function (GO): C-X-C chemokine receptor activity; C-C chemokine receptor activity; C-C chemokine binding
Source: RefSeq, a predicted model, not a curated record